AUGCCGUCCAAGCCGAGGGCCAGCGAGCCCGCUCGGCAGCCAGGCUCCAAAUCCGCCGGCAAGCGUAACGUCAGUCAACCGACUGCCUCCUCAUCCUCCUCCUCCGCAAAGUUCUAUACGACAGCCAAGGGCGUCAAAGUUCAGUCGAAGCAAGGCGUGCACGGCCAUGACAGCAAGGUCCUCGAGGUCACGAUACCGCAGCAGCAGACCAAGAAGACCCGCAAGUCGAGCAAGCGACGAAACCCCAUCGUGGCCCUGGUCACGCUCCUCCCCCUCGUCCUGCUAGCGUCGCUCUUCUCGACCGUCCUCUGCCCCCCGCCGGCAUCUGAGCCUAACAGUUUCAGCAAGUACGCGCUAAGGUCCUUAGGCCUGGGCAAGAAGCAUGACCACCACUCGCUUCACCAGACCCUUUGUUACCCGGCCAACCAGUACUACACUCACGUCCUCGAGCCGUACGUCUACCCCGCCAUCGAAGACGUCCGCUCCAAGGUUCACUCGCACCCGACCUACAAGCAGCACAUUGAGCCCCACUACCACAGGACCAAGGAUGCCGCGACCCGUGUCUGGAACGGCCCCGUCAAGCCUGUUGUGGACCGUGUCUCGCGCGGAGCAAACAAGCUGUACCGCCAGUACAUUGCCCCGCACAUCCCCUACGUCAAGGCCAAGUUUAUCGAGGCGACUGCGCCCCUCACGCUCCACGCCAAGAACCAGUACAACACUCACCUCUCGCACCACGUCAAGGCUGGAAAGCACCACGCUUGCGCUGGAUUCAAGAGCCUGAAGGGUCACUACAACACUGCCUCGCAGCACCACUUCACGGCCCAGGCCAAGAAGCACGCCUGCCAUGCCUACCGUGUUGGAAAGCAGAACCUCCACAAGGCUUACGUUUACUCCAAGCCCCGCGUCGAGUAUGCCUACCACGAGGCCAACUACCACUUCCACAAGACUGUCCUCCCGAAGACGUGCGAGGCUGUUCGCAACAUCUCCGAGUUUGUCGCCAGCACCUGGCGUCUCAUCAAGGCGCACGCCAAGCUCUUCUACAACGACCACCUCGCUGAGCACGUUGGCCCUCACGUCAAGAAGUUUAAGGCCGCCGUCCAGCCCUACUGCAAGACCUUUGACGAGAAGGUCUACACCCCCUACGUCGCCCCGGCCGUUGCGGCCGUCGCUCCCCACGCGAAGCAGGUGAACAAGGACUUCUGGCAGCUCAUUUCGGACCUCGUUCCCGGCGUCGGCAACAUUGCCGAGUCCCGCGGUUCGACUCUUCGCGACAGGGUUCAGGACAAGAAGCUCAACUGGCAGGCCAUGCAGGAGGCUAAGAAGCAGCAGGCCGACGCCUCCAAGGCUGCCAAGGAGGCGAAGAAGAGCGUCGAGAGCGCCGCUAGCGUAGCCCAGAAGAGCGCUGAGAGUGCCGCCAGCGUGGCCAAGAAGAGUGCUUCGAGCGCUGCCACCCAGGUCAGCAAGGCGACUGUCCAGGCGAAGAAGGACGCGAAGACCGCUGCCAGCGUCGCUGAGAGCUAUGCCUCUGACGCCUCCAAGCGUGCCAAGGCCACCGCCUCGUCUGUCGAGAGUGAGGUCCGCAAGGCUACCGACAAGGCCAAGAAGGACGCUCCCUCCAUCUCGAAGAGCCUCAAGGCUUCCGCUUCGUCUGCCGAGACUGUCGUCCGUCGUGCGACCGACAAGGCCAAGAAGGACGCCGCCUCCGUUGCUGAGAACGUUAAGGCGUCCGCCGUCUCUGUCGAGGCCGAGGCUCGCCGCGCCACCGACAAGGUUAAGAAGGACGCCGCCUCGGCUGCUGAGCACGUCAAGGCGUCCGUUUCUUCCAUCUCCAGGGAGGCCGACAAGACUGCCUCUACUGCGUCCCGCCACCUGAAGGCUUCCGCCUCGUCCGUCAGCACCGAGGCCGAGAAGGCGACCGCCCACGUCAAGAAGGAGGCCUCGUCGGCUUCCAUCCGCGCCGCCGCCUCCGCCUCUUCCGCAUCGCUCAAGGCCAAGGCGUCUGCUUCCUCCGCCUCCAUCCGCGCCAGGGUCUCCUCCGCCUCGGUCGAGCGUGACGUCGAGCACGCCACCGACAGCGUCAAGAAGAACGCCGCCUCUGCCACCGAGCAGGCCAAGGCUUCCGCCUCGUCCGCGCACAAGAAUGUCAAGGACACUGCCGAGAAGGUCAAGAAGGGCGCUGAGCGCGUCGUCGAGGCUGCCGGCGUCGCCGCCGCUGUUGGUGCCGAGAAGGCGAAGGCCUCUGCCGACAAGGUCAAGGCUUCUGUCGCUUCGGCUGGCGAGGACGCCAAGGCCUCUGUCGCCUCUGGUGCCGCCAAGGCUAAGGCUUCCGCCUCGUCUGUCAGCAACGCUGCUGCCGCUGGCACUGACAAGGCCAAGGCCUCUGUUGCCUCUGCUGGCGAGAAGGCCAAGGCUUCCGUCGCGUCUGCCGGCGAGAAGGCCUCGGCUUCUGCUGUUUCUGCCGGCGAGAAGGCCUCGGCUUCCGCCGCCUCGGCCAAGCAGGACGCCAAGUCUGCCACCCAGCAGGUCAAGAAGGCGACCGACACUGCCACCAAGGCCACCGCCACUGCCACCGCCACUGUCGUCGUCGCCGACGAGCCCGGAGCUCAGAAGGUCAUCGCGAAGGAGGACGUCGAGACGGACCACGGCGCGGUCGCUGACCAGCUCUCGGCUCUGAAGAAGAAGAUUGACAACACUGGCCGCAACGUCUACGGCAAGGUGCAGAGCGAGCUCGUCAAGGCGUACCAAAAGUUCAUCGACCACGACAUUCCCGAGCGCCAGGCGAUCGGCGUGCAGAGCCUGGACCGCGAGAUCACGCGCAUGUUCAACGGCCUGGACCGUCUGUACUCGAACUCGAAGACGCUCACGCGCGACCAGGUCGCGGAGAGCGUGCGCAUGAGCGACGCCAAGGUGUCCAAGGUUCUGCAGACUGUGCGCCACGGCGUUGCGUCGUACCAGGACCGGAUCGCGGACCCGGCCAAGGGCGCGAUCGACUCCGCCAAGGCCGAGCUCAACAAGCUCGAGCAUGAGGUCGAGAGCCUCGGCAAGCGUCUCACAGCCAAGGCCGACACGAGUAACAGGGAGUGGGCGGGCUACAAGGGCCUGAAGCGCGACGUCGAGAGCUGGAAGAACAAGAUCGAGACGUCCGAGCCGGGCAAGAAGCUGAAGGAGGUGCAGCAGAAGGCCAAGGUCGCCAUUGCCGAGGUGCAGACUGAAUUUGACGAGAUGUUUGGCGGAUGGAGGGAGCACCGCGACCGCAUCCGCCAGGUUGCGCUGGACCGGAUUGAGGCAAGGGAGACGGUGGCCAAGGAGAAGGGCAAGGCGAACACGGCGACGAUUCAGAAGUGA
Trichosporon asahii var. asahii CBS 2479 is the source of this 3345-nucleotide messenger RNA. RefSeq lists its product as uncharacterized. NCBI's taxonomy places the organism in Eukaryota, Fungi, Basidiomycota, Tremellomycetes, Trichosporonales, Trichosporonaceae. The coding region runs from base 1 to 3345 and encodes 1114 amino acids. The record is from RefSeq and is a predicted model, not a curated record. The transcript has 3 exons.